AAACAAUGCGAAUACUACAUUGGCUUACCAUAGACUGCGAAGUUUGGUCUGCCCAGGCAAAGGUUGUUGGAGAGCGUGCUCUUUUUAUCAAGUGAUAUCUACUGACUACUCUGUGUAACAAUGGGCGAUAAAGACUCAUCAGAUGAGGAGGAUGUUUUCGAAUGUGGGAGGUGCAAGGAAAAGUUCACCGAUAUGACCAUUUUCAUGCACCAUAAGAAUGAGAAAACCUGCAACAAGGUUAAGAAACAGAAAGAAUUGACUGCAAAGGAAAGAGCCCAAGAAUUAGGUGAAGUUCUCACCAGCAUCCUGAACAGCAGUACAAAUUCAAUGACUGGCGAAGGUGAGGCUAACACUACUGUGGCAAGUAUCUCCCCAACUAUAGGUGACUUUUUCACCACAAAGGCGGGGGACAAGGAGAUUGAUCCAGGACACAUUAGCCUGGACAUCUUAACUUCACUGGAACAUCCCAUCAAGCAGGAGCAAGUAUCCACAAGUGCUUCUUGUGAUCCAUGUCAGGAAUGGUUUCCGGACCAACCAGUCCUUGACAAUAGCUUGCGGGAAAAGUCCACCAUUGACACCAGCCAGUUAGAUCAGGUCGAGAUUGAAGCCACAGUAGAGUCAAAGACGCACGAUGUUCAUAAUAAGCCUCAACUGGAUAGCCCAGUUGCUUCUAGUGAUUCGCCAGUUGAGAAGUCAUCAAGGAGGACGCGUCAGCAGCAUUCAUGUAGUGUAUGUAAUUUGAAGUUCCUCAGCAGAUUCAAGCUUGAACAACACUGUGCUGGUAGGAAGCAUCGUAAUACAGUCAGAAAAUUGAAAACCAACACGGAGCAGGAUGAAGUUCCAAAACGCAGACCAGGUCGGCCGUCCAAGAAGAGAGUGUGUAAGUUUUGUGGCAUUUCAACAGAUUCUAUUAAGGACUUACAGAAGCAUUUAAAAGAGCAACACAAGGGUGCAACUGGAAAAGAAAAUGGUGAUAAGGGUGCUCAGUCUGAUGAGACAACAAAUCUUUGCAGGGAGUGUGGCGCCUUGGUACCCAGAAGAUCACUCAGAAGACACGAGAGAAGAUGUGCCAAUAAGAAAAAAUUUGAAUGUCCAUUAUGCGGACACCAGUCUAGGGAAAGAACUGACUAUAAAUCUCAUAUUGACAACCAUAAAGUGUGGAUUGAAGUUGAUAAAUCUGUAGUGCCUUGGGAUGGUCAAUCAACCAAUACCAGUUCUCGAAACGAGGAUGCAACGAUAUCAAAUGCUGAACAAGAGAAGAUAGCUGAUGUAAGUGAUGAUGCUGACAAAGACGAAGGUGUUAUCUUAUCCACAUCUGAUUUAGCCGUCUUGGGUCUCAUGCCAAAACCCAAAUUUUCAACUGUACAGGAGUGUUUAGACGCAUUGACAUCAGGUCUGAAGGGAACAUACGAUGAGCAAAUUAGUUCUGAUAAAGAAACUCAGGGUGAGAGUGAAGUUAUCUCUAUGAAUCUUGAUAACGGAGCCGAGCCAAGCUCUGUAAAAAUUAAUUCCAAACAAUUGAAAUGUAAAGCGUGUAAGAAGUGGUUUCCACGUAGGAGCCUUUCCAAGCACAUGUAUGAUGUUCACAGUAUGACCAAGCAGUUUCAAUGUCGUGAUGUGGAGUGCCUGCAAGCCUUUAUUGACAUGGACAGCUUUAGAACUCAUAUCACAUCUCACUCUGAUAAACUAAUGUUCCAGUGUGGAUGCCGUCUUUGCUUCUCAAACAAGACUGCAGUGGAAGAGGAGUACGCAGAUGAGAUUCGCAAGUGGAAGAUGAGGAAAUAUUAUUCCCAGUUGUCUUACAAGUGCAAGCUGUGUUGGAUGAAGUUCCCAUCAGAGAGUAGUUUGAGCAAGCACCAGCAGUCCGAUUCUCACAACCAUAGAUGUGAACAGUGUGGGAAGGUGUCGGUCAGCAAGCGUCAGCUGCGGUUGCAUCAAGAGACCCAUCAAGAAGAGAGGGGUUAUCUCUGUGACAUCUGUGGCAGUGGGUUCAAGACAGACAGAGACCUCAGGAGACACAUUGCUUCACAUAGUUCCAACAAACCCUUCGCGUGCAAUGAGUGUGAUAAAGCUUUUCAUUUCAAGAACAAACUAACAAGGCAUAUAAACACCGUCCAUGCAACUUACAAACCGUUUGCCUGUAACUAUGAGGGCUGUAGGAAGUCAUUUGCAAGGAGAGAUAAACUAACUGAUCAUGAGAACACCCACAAAGCUCCCAUUUAUGCCUGUCAGUACUGCUCAAAGACCUUCUAUCGUAAGGAUGUCAUGAGGGAGCAUGAAAUUGCCAACCACACCAAGGAGUUUCCGUAUAAUUGCAAGAUGUGUAAGAAGGGGUUCUUGAGGCCAAAGGCUCUCCUGAAUCACCAAGCAGCUGAGCAUAACACCUCAGUCAGUCCAUCCACUUUGGACAAGCUUCUGAAGGCCUCGGCUGCUGUCCAACAGCGGGCACAGAACACACCUUUAUCUGCUGCAGCCUGCCUCGCUGGUUACGUCAUUUAUGAUCAGAGCAUUUCAUCCGUCUUGCAAGGAACCACAGAUAAUGAUCCUCAGUCAUUACCGAUCCAACCUAUGAACUUGCCACCAUCAGCAUCCUCCAGUAGUGACCUUUCCUACCAAAUGACAGAUAUUACUGGUUCAGGAGGGACAAAUCUUACCUAUCAGGUGUCGGGAGGCAGCCUGCCUGGUGGUUCUAACGCUCUCCAUGUCUCCCUUUCUCAGCCAUUGGUCGAGCACGAUGUUUGAUAUCAGUUGCAAAGAUGAAAUAAAGUGGUGUCUAGAUGCUGAUGACAUUGGUAUUAAACAUGUACAUCAUAAGACAACAGAAUAGAUAUUACAUGUAAAUGCAAAUUAAAUUCCUGCACGCACACUGCGCUUAUUCACAGAGUGGAACAUAUCACUUUAAGCCUGGGAUGUCCAGGGUUUAUUCAAUUUUAAUAUUUUACAUGCUUCUUCAGAUAUAAUCAGCACUUCAUUGAUUUUUUGUCAAUCCCUAAAAUGUGAUGGUAGGACCUAUCAGUGAUUGAUGAGGUACUGUCUUGGUUACAGUCACACUCUUAGCCAUAGGGGAUGCAGAAAAUUGUUUUCAAAGUGAGGGGGGAGGGCGUCAACCUACAUAAAAUUUACAAAUUUGAUGGGCAUGUCACACACAAUGUUAAACAUAUUUGGAAAAAAAAGUAGGGGACUGAAUGAAACUUCACAGUUAGUCUAAGUAUACAAUUCAAAUGUUAUAAAUUUAUUUUUGCACAGGUUUAAUACUAUUUUGUCAUUACAUUCACAUUGGGUGAAUGAGUUGUGUUGAAUGAUAUUUUCACAAUUGUAUUUGCCUUGGUUUUAAGAAUUCCAGGUAAUAUUGAUAUGUAGUAUUGAUCACACAAAAUCGGGUUAUUUUUUUCCUCAUAAUUUUUCUCACCUCAUAUGACUCAUAGGAAUUACAUGACAGGCCAUUUCACCCUCAUGACAACCCGAAUCGCCCCUAUAAUUCCCCCAAAAUUGAUUCUUUGGGGCAACCAUUCUUACUAGAGUCGCCCCAAGAUCUGUCACAACAUUCAAGAUUAUUUAGAAAAUCAAUAUUUGAACUAUGGCAGAAUAAUGAUUUUUUGCAUUUACUGCGUAAUUACUUGUUGCCCUUAUAUAUAAAAGUAGCCCUUGAAAAGAAAGAAUAAGCCCCAAAAAUUCUUCAGUAGCCCAUGUGUAAAAAAAAAAUCGUAAAAAUAAAAAUGAUUUCCUACCCCUGGUAUGACUUAGAUGUAGGGCCUUUGAAAGAAAACCAAUGUUGCAAUUAAAGGGGAAGUUCACCCUGAAGAAAACUUUGUUGUAAAAAUAGCAGAAAA
This is a messenger RNA of Lytechinus pictus (painted urchin), 3830 nucleotides long. RefSeq names its product zinc finger protein 84-like. Gene Ontology annotation, molecular function: chromatin insulator sequence binding; zinc ion binding. NCBI's taxonomy places the organism in Eukaryota, Metazoa, Echinodermata, Echinoidea, Temnopleuroida, Toxopneustidae. Gene Ontology annotation, biological process: regulation of transcription by RNA polymerase II. Gene Ontology annotation, cellular component: chromosome. The record is from RefSeq and is a predicted model, not a curated record. The transcript has 4 exons. The coding region runs from base 121 to 2742 and encodes 873 amino acids.